AACCGGCUUUAUUUGAGCUGAAAGAAAGAAUCUCUCUCUCCUCAGUUCUCGCUCAUGCUCUCUCGCCCUGAGAGCUCACAGACCAAACUUGGAGAGGACGAAGCGCCUGCAGCUGCAGCCGAGAAGAAGAAGCUAAAGAGGAAAGAAGACAUUUCAGAACUAAUCUCAUGGACUCAGUGAUGCUGUGAGUUCUGUCUGUGAGCUUAUCAAGGAGGACUGGAGUCAUUGUGGGACUGAACAGCUGUGACACCUGAGAGCAGGUAAAAAAAUGCGAUCCAGGAACUGCACCAUGGAGGGUCCAGAUGACGGACACAUCCAGCCCACUACAGGUUUCAUCAAGCAGGAAGAAGAAAACACACCAGAGCUCACAAAGAGGAAGAUAAAAGUCCAGCGAGAGGAAAAGGAUGGGAAGACGACGGUGUCUGGAUCAGCUAAGAGACCUCAGAAACCUGCAGGGAGCAGGAAGGCAGCGCUGCCAGAUCUGUCAAAGAAGGACCUGUUUCACCUGCUGGGAGUCAUGGAAGGAGAAGUUCAGGCCAGAGAGGACAUCAUCAGCCUGCUGAAGUCGGACAAAACCAGACCGGAGACUCUGGAGGGUCACUACGGCUCCUCUGUCCCCAUCAAACCCCUGCAGGCCCUGCAGAGAGACGGGCUGCUGACCCUCAGCAACAACAGCACUGAAGACGUGUACGAGAAACCGAUGGCCGAGUUGGACCGUCUGGAGGACAAACAGAAGGAGACGUACAGACGGAUGUUAGAGCAGCUGCUGCUGGCCGAGAAAUGUCACCGCCGGACCGUCAUGGAGCUGGACAACGAGAAACGCAAACACACCGACUUCAUGAACAAGAGCGACGACUUCACCAACCUGCUGGAGCAGGAGAGGGAGAGACUCAAAAGGCUGUUGGAGCAGGAAAAGGCCUACCAGGCUCGUAAGGAUAAGGACCACAGCAGAAGGCUGGAGAAGGUCAGAGCGGAGCUGGUUAAGCUCAAGUCUUUUGCCCUGAUGUUGGUAGAUGAGCGACAGCUGCAUAUUGAGCAGAUUGACCAACAAAGCCAGAAGGUCCAGGACCUGACUCAGAAGCUGCAGGAGAAAGAGCAGCGUUUGGUGGCGGUCACAGACGCCGCCAAGCAGGACGGCCAGACGGUCCUCAAGCUGGAGGCUAAACUGGAGCAUAGCAUUGCAAAGUUUGCACAGGAACACGAGGAGAUGACCGCCAAAGUGGCCAACGAAGAGUCCCAGAGCCGACAGCUUAGGCUAAAGCUGGCCGGAUUAGCACACAAGAUCGAAGAGCUGGAGGAGAGCAACAAGUUGCUGCAUAAAUCAGAGGAGGACCUGCAGGAGCUGAGGGAGAAGAUCAGCAAAGGGGAGUGUGGGGAUUCGUCUCUCAUGACCGAGCUGGAGAACCUGCGGAAGAGAGUGCUGGAGAUGGAGGGCAAGGAUGAGGAGAUUACCAAAACAGAGACUCAGUGCAGGGAGCUAAGGAAAAAGCUGCAGGAUGAGGAGAACCACAGCAAGGAGCUGAGGUUGGAGGUGGACAAACUACAGAAGAGAAUGGUUGAACUAGAGAAACUAGAGGGGGCUUUCAGUAGGAGCAAAACAGAGUGCUCUCAGCUUCAUACAAACCUGGAAAAAGAGAAACGUGUUGUGAAGGAUCUUGCCGGUGAGCUGGAGACAGUGAAGACCCAGAUGAAAGACCUAGAGAGCUCAGAGUCAAAGUUUGAAAAGGCAGAAAUGGUCCUGAAAGACGAUCUUAUGAAGCUGAAAUCCUUUACCGUUAUACUGGUAGAUGAACGGAAAAACAUGGCAGAGAGACUUAAACAGGAAGAACAGAAAAGUGAUGAUUUAAGCAAGAUGUUCAAAGCAGAGCAGGGGAAAGUUACAGAGGUCACUGAGAAGCUAAUUGAGGAGAGCAAAAAACUUCUCAAAUUCAAAUCAGAAAUGGAGGUCAAAGUGACAACCCUCCUUCAAGAGAAAGAUGAGUUAAAAACUAAACUUGCAAGUGAAGAGAGAAAGUGUAGGGAUCUGAAUACCAAGAUGAGUAGCAUGAAAAUAAGAAUGGAUGGACUGGAGGACAGAGAGAAGGAAAUGCAGAGGAAGUGGGCCAACAGGGAUAAUGACAGAAAUCCAGAUGAAGACAACAAAGUGAAAGAGCUCACGCUAGAAAUUGAAAGACUUAAGAACAGGCUCAAACAACUUGAGGUGGUAGAAGGAGAUUUAAUGAAAACAGAGGAUGAGUACGAUCUACUGGAGCAGAAAUUCAGAACAGAGCAGGACAAAGCAAAUGCCCUUUCCAAGAUGCUGGAAGAAAUGAAAAGUCAGAUCGCGAGAAACAAAGCCAUAGAGAAAGGCGAGGUCAUGAGUCCAGAAGCUGAGCUUAGAAUUCGCUGCAAAAUGGAGGAGGCGAAAACCCGAGAACUGCAGGUGGAUGUCCAGGCCCUGAAGGAGAAAAUCCAUGAACUGAUGAACAAGGAGGACCAGCUCUCCCAGCUGCAGGUGGAUUAUUCUGUCCUCCAACAGAGGUUCAUGGAAGAGGAAGAGAAGAAGAAGAGCAUGAGCCAUGAAGUCACCAAUCUUACCAAGGAGCUGGAAGCCACCAAGCGCUACAGUCGCACCUUGAGGCCCAGUAUGAAUGGUAGGAGGAUGGUCAGUGUCCCAGUUACCUCCACAGCAGUGCAGACAGAUGUGAUCGCCAGUGAGCCUGCUGAGGAUGAGACGACGGCAGGCUUCAUCCGGAAAUCAGUCCUUGAGGAAAACCACUUAAUGAGCAACCUCAGACAACGGGGUCUUAAAAAACCAACAGUUCUUGAGCGAUACCCUCCAGCAUCAGCAGACCUCGGGGUAGGAAAGUCCAGUAUACCCUGGAUGAAAAAGAAGGGGGCCAUCACACUAACUCAGACCACUCCUGAGAAGACUAAUGGGGCAUCCUUGCUCCAUCCGCCUGAGAUGACCAUGUCCCAAAAGCCAGGACAGCCUCUGCGCAUCCGAGUAACCCCAGACCAUGAGAACAGCACUGCAACCUUGGAGAUCACCAGUCCUCGAGCGGAGGAUUUCUUCUCCAGCACCACCAUCAUCCCAACUCUUGGGCUUCAGAAACCUCGCAUCACAAUUGUCCCUAAGCCCACAACCGUGACCUCAAAGAGCAAAGCCUGUGAACUGAUAGGAGGUCUUGAUCGAGCCAAAUCUCCUGUCACAAUAACCACCAUCUCCAGGGCCAAGAGUCCAGACAAGUCCAACGGCUGCAGCUCUGACAGCCUUCAGUCGCCGGUGUCCAUCAUCACAGUCAGCGCCACUCCUGUGGCUGAAGCAUGUGCUUCACCCGAACCUCACAACAUUACAGCAGGCCGCACUGUGAUCAAGAUGACCCCCGAGAAGCCACCCGGUCCGGCACCUUACAGGACAUACAAUGGCAAAAGCAACAUCAUCACAACUGAGGACAACAAGAUCCACAUCCACUUGGGUCCACAGUUAAAGAGGCCCUCUGAGGGCUGCAGCAGUCCGGUGUUGACGCUCGGUCUGUGCUCAGAAAGCAGCAAGGAAAUGCCAACAGGAACGGUGCUCCGCUCCCCACGGCAACCUUCAACGGGGAAGACGACUCCGAACAAAAUGACGAGCAGCAUAACAAUCACACCCAUCACCUCGGCAUCCUGCAGGCCUACGCAGUCAGUGCCCAGUUCGGAUGUGCAGUCAGCUCGGAGUGCAGCCACACGGAUCCCUGUAUCAAAAGGUAUGAAACCGAGCAGCAAGGCGGUUCUGGGCGUGUCGACGGUGACGAGAUUAGAGUCGCGGGCCGAGAGCCAGUCGAUGAAAAUUGAGCUGAAGAAGUCGACAGUUUGUGGCUCGGCAGCAGGAGGCAAGAGUUGAGGGCUGAAUAAGCUGCUGUGGUGAAGACUCAAAGUUCGUCGACGAAUCUGCUGCCAAAUAUUAGUUACACAUCAGCAUACAGGCACAAAUGAUGUGACCCCUCUAAAACAGCUUAGCUUCCCAAACAUUGUUUUAUUGAAUUCAGACCUUCAGUUUGCAUUUCUGUAAGUUUUCAGGAAAGAUUUUAUGUCAUUUCAAGGGCAGGUUUUUAAAGUUUUAUGUUUUUUCUUAAUUUCCACCUGUUUGUUUUUCAUGAAGCAUCUCUAAUGCAUUUGAGUGCAUUUUGAUUAACUUCAUCUUGGUGAUAUUUGGCAGUGGCUCUAGGCUACAUUUUUCAUAGCAUGUGUUUAUUUCACCACCGCUUUUGGAGGUUUCCAGUCACUGAAGCACUGUGAAUAGUUUGUGACAGUAUGAGUUGUCAUCGUUUGUGACAGGCACCAAAAUAAAAACUAUUUAUCUCUG
Molecule: messenger RNA, 4324 nt
Organism: Chelmon rostratus (copperband butterflyfish)
Lineage: Eukaryota; Metazoa; Chordata; Actinopteri; Chaetodontiformes; Chaetodontidae
Gene: filip1b
Product: filamin-A-interacting protein 1
Exons: 6
Coding region: 269-3862 (1197 amino acids)
Source: RefSeq, a predicted model, not a curated record